Molecule: messenger RNA, 4305 nt
Organism: Emiliania huxleyi CCMP1516
Lineage: Eukaryota; Haptophyta; Isochrysidales; Noelaerhabdaceae
Exons: 5
Coding region: 256-4305 (1349 amino acids)
Source: RefSeq, a predicted model, not a curated record
CUCCUCAAGGCGGGCAAGAACUGCAAGUCGCACGACAAGUACCUCGGCCACUUCGACGAUCUCGCCGCGUGCGCCUCCGCGUGCGAGUGGGAGGAGGACUGCGCCUUCUUCGAGUACGGCACCGGCGACAAGGUGGGCGAGUGCUACGCCAAGUGGACUGCGUCCGACUGCAAGGAGGGGUGGGAGUACGCGCCGUAUAACUUUUACGCGCUCACGCAGACAAAGGGCGCCUUCACCGUCUCCAUCUCGCCCACGAUGGGGGACCCCGACCUGUACAUCUCCAAGGGGCGCACGCAGCCGACCGAGGAGGAGCACGGCUGGCGCGCCGUCUCGCCCGGCGCUGGCGCCAUCCGGGUCGACUCGGGCGACCCUGACUGGUGCGGCUUCUGCACGUACACGAUCGGCGUGCUCACGCCGCAGACCGCCUCGGCCUACUCCGUCGUCGCCUCCACCGGCGCCAAGGGCACCGUGCUCGAGGACUCCAAGCCGAUGCUGCGCGUGAUCCCCGCCGGCGACGGCGAGAACUACCGCCUCUACGUGCCCGGGCAGGGGGAGCAGCGCGGCCUCGUCUCGAUCACCGUCUCGGCCACCGCCAUCUCCGGGGGCGUGCGGCUGUUUGCAAACACCACCGGCUGGCCCAACGCGACGCACCACCAGUGGGCGUCCGACCCGUCGCAGCCGGCCGAGGCGGGCGCCGGCGCACGGCUGCACCUCGACGACGAGUGGCCCUUCUACCUCCGCGAGUGCGUCUCCAGCUCGCCCAACUGCGUCCUCUACUUGCGCGCCGAGGCGGUCGGCACAACCGACGCCUCGAUCUCGAUUGUCGCACAGAUCGAGCGGCCCGACUCGGGCCUCUUGAUCGACUUCGCGCACUUCAAGCCCGGCGGCAAGCGCAAGCGCUGGUCCGACGCAGAGAGCUCGUGCAGCUCCUCCUUCGACACCCAGGGCGGACACCUCGCGCGGAUCGCAAAUGAAGACGAGCAGGCGCUCGUGCAGCGGCUCUGCACAAAGCAGGACUCGGGGGAGCGCGGCUGCUGGAUCGGCUUCACGGACCCGGCAAACGAGACGGUCUGGGCGUGGAGCGACGGCGAUGAUCCGCAGUGGCCGACUACCUACACGAACUGGGCGCCGGGCGAGCCCAACGGCGGCCUGACCGAGUCCACCGACGCGGCGAGCAUGUACGCCGCAGGCCCCAACGUUGGCAAGUGGAAGGACACGUGGGCCGAGCCCCCGCAGAAGCGGCACUACGUCUGCCGCGUGGACGAGCGCAAGCCGCACGUCUUUGGCUCGGCCGCCUUCGGGCCGUCGCUGCCGACGACGCCGCUCCUCACCGCCCUCGUCCUCGCGGAUCCGCCCACCGCCUGCGAGCCGAUCAAGCUGACGCGAGGACCGUCCGGGGAGCCCGUCAAGGCUCCGCUCAACAAGACUAAGAUGACGGUCCUCAUCAAGCGCGGCGACUGCGACUUUGUGGUCAAGGCGCGCAACGCGCAGGCGGCUGGCGCGUCCGCCGCCCUCAUCUACGACUGGGUGUCGGGCCCCAUCCUGACGAUGAUUGCGGGCGACAACGACGCGAGCGACAUCGACAUUCCGUCCAUCAUCAUCACCAAGGAGAGGGGCACCGAUCUCGCCACGAGGCUCAAGAACUACAUCAACUCCCGGCUGUACGCCACGCUCCGGCUGCCGCUCGAGCGCGACGUGGCGCUCUCGGCCGGCAUCCCGCUGCAGGGGCAUCUCGAGCCGCAGGGCUACACGCUGCACCGGCUGACCGUCUCGCACGCGUCACGCAUCCUCAUCUCGGUGUCGGCCAGCUCCGCCACCGGCGACAUCGACCUCUACGUCUCGUCGGAUGGCACGCCGCCCACCACGACCCACUACGGCUGGGCGGCGAGCGCGCUCGGCGCCGACUUCCUCGAGCUGCGGCCCGACGAGGAGGGGUACGUCGGCGGCGACGCCACGCCGGGCACCUACAUCAUCGGCGCCUACAACGCCGGCGGGGACGAGGCCACCUACACCAUCGUCGCCACCGUGGGGGGCACUCCCAUCCUCGCGCCGGCGGGCACGCCGCUCUAUGGGCGCGCCGCGCUCGGCGAGCCGAUGCUCUACCGCUACUUGCACGCGCCCGGCAAGAACGCGUCGGCGCUGCAGAUGGCCGUCGCCGCCCUCUCGGGCAACCCUGACUUGUGCGUCUCGCGCAAGGCGAGCGCGAUGGAGAAGCUGCCGCUCCUCUCUGGCGCGACCGACGUGGCUGCGCGCGAGGCGGCCCAGAAGGAGACCGAGGCGUUCCGCGCCGCCAUCGCGGAGCACUGCACCUGGCACCGCGCGCUCGACGGUGUCGGCACGCUCACCGUGCGGCACGACGAGCCCGAGGGCGGGCCGGGCUGGUACUACGCCGCCGUCUUCACCGACGACGCCUCGGCCCAGUUCACCUUCACCGCGCGCGUGGUGGACGGCAAGGCUGUCCCGCUCGAGCCGAACCAGCCGGCCUCUGGCGGCGCGCCGACGGGCGGGUGGUCGUACUACGCGCUCAACCUGGGCGACGACUCCGGCCGCCCCGUGGAGGAGGUGAGCCUCGUCCUCUCCGCCACGCUGGGCGAGCCGGACCUCUUCGUCUCGUUCAAGUACCCUUGGGACCUCUUCGGCGAGAAGCUGCCCGGCCGAGCCGACGCGGAGCACGACGCGGCCAAAGUCGGCGAGCAGGGGGCGUACUCCCUCACGCUGCUCGCCUCGGACCUCGGCACCGCGACGAGGCUGCUCAUCGGCGUCCAGGCCGAGGGCACGCCGUGCGCGUUCUCGCUGGCAGCGACGGUGACGCGAAGGGCGGCCAAGGGCGAGGGCUCCGGCGGCUCUUGGGGCUUCCCGCCGGCCUCCCCGCCGCCUCCGUCGCUGGAGCCGGUUCUUCGUCUGCUGCCGGCGACGCCAAUGGUAAUGGACGUGAGCGACGCCGGCGUCAAGAACUUUGAGUACGUGGUGCCCUCGCCGUCCACGGACCUCGAGCUCGUCGUCACGCCGCUCGGGGGCGAGUGGGAGUCCGACCGGCCGCCGCAGAGCCUGCUCCCUCCCAAGCUGCUCGCCGUCACCGGCGACCCGAACGAGGGGCGCGCGACGCCCGCCCACCACGACUUCCCUCCACAACGAACCCUCGAGAGCAGCACCGUCCGCGACGCCAGCGAGCGCAACGUCGACGCCCGCGGCUCGUGGACGUACAAGCUGGUGCAGUCCAGCAAGCGGUGCCGGGCGGCCCACACCGACCUCGGCACCGCAAGCUCGGCGCAGGACUGCGCCGCAAAGUGCCGCGCGUCUGCGGACGGCUGCGCGUACUUCACGUACGGGCACCGCGGUGGGAACUGCCACGCCGAGCACACCACCUCCUCCGCCUGCCCCGAGGGGCUCGAGCGGGCGGACAACCUCGAGCUGUACGCUCUCUUCCCGCCGUGGGACGAGGCCACCUCGCUCCGGAUCGCGGCGCAGGACGCGGCGCCCGCCUCGUGCGCCGCCGCCUCGGGGGGCGCGGGCUGCGUGCUGCACGCGGCGGUCAUCUGCGACGCGCCGCCAUGCCACUUCUCGGUCGUUGCCGCCCCGGCCGACCAGCCGAUCAAGCUGGUCGGCCAGGCGCAGCGGCGCGUGCGGCUUGCCAACGAGUGGGCCUACUUCUCCGUGCACGUGGGACAAGACGCGACGAACGUGGUCCUGACGAUGCGCGUGGAGAGCGGCUCGCCCUCGCUCUGCGUCGUCGAGACGGUCGACACGGCCGACGACAGCUCCCCCGACUGGGAGGACUCGGGCAACUGGGAGGACGGCGCCUGUCCGCAGGCCCACCCCGCGAGGGCGGCGGACCCAAAGCUCGUGCUCCAGCAGUCGGAGGUGGCGGCGGACGCGUGGCUCAAGCGCAGCGAUGGCGACGGCUCCUUCUUCACGCUCGAGCUCCGCCCGUCGGACAAGCGCUGGUGCACCAGCUGCUCCAUCCUCCUCGCCGCCGCCUCGCCCGAGGCCGCGAGCACCUUCACCCUCACCGCCGCCAUCGGCGGCGUCAGCCCGGCGGGCGGAGGGGGGCGUGGCGGCGGCGGCAGGGCAAGGGGGGGGGGGGGGAGGUGCGUCGGACACCGCGGCUGUCGAGCCCGCGGGCGUGGCGAGUCAGGCGGCGAGUCAUCGCCGAUGGGGGAGAAGGGCCCCUUGGACGGCGUGCCGGGCAUGCACGGCGUCUGCGCGGACCCUCCCCCCGUGGGCAUGCGGGCGGGGCAGCGGACAGGGCGAGGACACACCUCUGGCGGCGUCGCACUUCCCGAUUCGCAGAGCAGGUUCGGAUGA